Messenger RNA from Populus trichocarpa (black cottonwood), 858 nucleotides. RefSeq names its product glycine-rich protein 5. NCBI's taxonomy places the organism in Eukaryota, Viridiplantae, Streptophyta, Magnoliopsida, Malpighiales, Salicaceae. The transcript has a single exon. Bases 93 to 635 code for a protein of 180 amino acids. The record is from RefSeq and is a predicted model, not a curated record.
ACCCUCAACUGCCCCUACUGCUCAGUUGGCCUUUAAAAAGAGGAACCCAACAAGCACUGAGGUACUAAGAAAAAAGAUUCAGAGCUAGAGAGAUGGCAAGGAGUUACGUUUGUGUUGUGUUAGUGCUUGCUCUUGCAGCAGUGCACACUAGUGCUAGAGACGUGCCUACUGAAAAGAACAUGCAUGUUGCUAGCACCAAAAAUGCGCCAAGUGAUGCUGGUCUCACUGACCAAAAGAACUUUGUUUCAUAUGGUGGUGUUGGUGGCUAUUCUGGAAUUGGUGCUGGUGGUCUCCCAUUUGGUGGCGUAGGGGGGAUUGGUGGAGUUGCUCCUUUAGAUGGUGGGUUCGGAGGACUGGGUGGUGGAGGCGGCUUGGGCGGCUUGGGUGGCGGUAUUGGAGGCUUGGGUGGCGGUGUUGGAGGCUUGGGUGGCGGUGUUGGAGGCUUGGGUGGUGGUGUUGGAGGCUUGGGUGGUGUUGGCGGUGGUGUUGGUGGCUUGGGUGGUGUUGGCGGUGGUGUUGGUGGCUUGGGUGGUGUUGGCGGUGGUGUUGGUGCUGGAGGCGGUGUAGGUGGGGGUGUUGGUGGUGGAGUAGGCGGUGGUGUUGGUGGUGGAAGUGGUGUUCUUCCUUACCCUUGAAAUUAAUAUUUGCUCUCAAGUUUAGUUCCUUUUUAGUUUGUCUCAGUUAAGUUAGCUGAACGUGCAAGUGAGGUUGUCGUCUAUGCUUUAGUUACCAUACUGUUCCUUUUGCUGCUGUAUCUGGUUUUACUUGUAUUUCCUUAAUUUGGUGUCUUUUACUUUGAGAUAUCGUUAUUGUCAUGUUUGAAUGGAUAUCAAUUAAUUAUGUCUAAAAGGUUAAUUA